Messenger RNA from Amborella trichopoda, 1115 nucleotides. RefSeq names its product small ribosomal subunit protein eS6. Gene Ontology annotation, molecular function: structural constituent of ribosome. Gene Ontology annotation, biological process: translation. The record is from RefSeq and is a predicted model, not a curated record. NCBI's taxonomy places the organism in Eukaryota, Viridiplantae, Streptophyta, Magnoliopsida, Amborellales, Amborellaceae. Gene Ontology annotation, cellular component: ribosome.
CGGACAUGAGCGUAAAUUACCGUAAAAUAAGAGGGGAGUAUAAGUAGCUCCAAGAAACCCUAACUGCAAUCUCCUCUCCUCAGCGUUCGGUGGUUUGGCCAAGAUGAAGUUCAACAUUGCUAAUCCAACCACCGGUUGCCAGAAGAAGUUAGAAAUCGACGAUGACCAGAAACUCCGUGCCUUUUACGACAAGAGGAUCUCACAGGAGGUCAGCGGAGAUGCCCUUGGUGAGGAAUUCAAGGGCUAUGUUUUUAAAAUCAUGGGAGGUUGCGAUAAACAAGGGUUCCCUAUGAAGCAGGGGGUCCUAACUCCUGGCCGUGUCCGCCUGUUGCUGCAUAGAGGCAUCCCUUGCUUUCGUGGGUAUGGGAGGCGUAAUGGGGAGCGCAGGCGUAAGUCAGUUCGUGGAUGCAUUGUGAGCCCUGAUCUCUCUGUUCUGAACCUCGUGAUCGUGAAGAAGGGUGAGAAUGAUCUCCCUGGCCUCACUGACACUGAGAAGCCAAGGAUGAGGGGUCCAAAGAGGGCUUCUAAAAUCCGCAAGCUCUUCAACCUCUCCAAGGAGGAUGAUGUUCGCAAAUAUGUGAAUACUUAUCGCCGAACCUUCACAACCAAGUCAGGGAAGAAGUGCAGUAAGGCUCCAAAAAUUCAGAGGUUGGUGACCCCCUUGACCCUUCAGAGGAAGCGUGCAAGGAUGGCAGAGAAGAAGAAGAGGAUUGCAAAGGCCAAGUCUGAGGCAGCAGAGUACCAGAAGCUUCUUGCCAGCAGGAUCAAGGAGCAGCGUGAGAGGAGGAGCGAGAGCUUGGCCAAGAAGAGAUCGAGGCUGUCUGCUGCAUCAAAACCUUCUGUUGCCGCCUAGAAAGGUCUCUUUUUUUUUUUUUCCUUUAAUUUUCCCGGGAUUCGAUAAUGGCUAGAGUGAGUUUUUAAAUUUUAACUGAAACCUAUGCGUUGACGAUGUUGAUUUUGAUUGGGAAGCUCCUGUUAUGGAGUGAGUUGAAAUUUUUUUUUGGGUGCUCUUUAAGAGCUAGGGUUGUCAUGAUAUAUUUCUCUUUUAUUGAGCUUUAGUAAAACCUUCAUUAUUUGGGGCCAAAAUAUGAAAAGGCCCAUCUAACUUUAGAUCA